CCGUAGCUUCCCUCGGAUUCCCUCAGUCACUUCUUGUCUCUCUCGUCUGUAAGGAACUACGCCCUCGCUCUCAGCUCCUUCGGUCUCUGCAAGGACGCACGCGCCCAACACGAUGUGGUCUCCGCUGCUCUUCCUCGCCGCCGGGUCCUGCCUCCUGUCUCUCACCACGCCAGCCAUCGUGAGCAGCGCCGACCCUCAGACCGUGACGAAGAACAUUGUGAAGAAUUCCUUGCCUGAACAAGCAACGGAACUCGAAACAACCCCAGGAAAUCUUCAAAACGCAUCCCUGAGUAAAAACUUAUACGACCUGACCGUUGAACUCCGGACUCUUAACCAGCUUUUCAGAAACUACAUUACGACGCUGUCAUGCCCUGCGCCCUUCCAUAUGCUGGGCUCCGAGUGCUUCGCCUUCCUUCUGGACGACAUGCCGUGGGAGACAGCGAGGACCAAGUGCCUGCAGAUGGGCGCUGACCUUGCCGAACCCGCUGACCUGACGCAACUCCGUCUCUACGUUGGAAAUCGCUUCCCCCGCAAGAGCGCUCGCAACUUCUGGAUCGGAGGCCACAGUCAGGACAAGAUCUGGAGCUGGCUUUCCGGAGAAUCCAUCGACGACAGGUUCUGGCACACCAACGAACCCUCGGGUAACGGCGAGUGCCUGGGUAUGUUUGACGGCUGGGAGGAGCCUCUGACGGACUUCCCCUGCGAGAAUGAGAGGAGGGCCGUCUGCGAGAAGCCCCUGGUGAAGUAAAAGAGGAAAAAAAAAGGAGGAAGGAAGGGACGACGGAAGGAAGGAAGGAAGGAAAGGAGGGAGUGAAGUAGUUCGGAGGGAAAGGAAGGAGUCGAAACGGUUUCGAAAAGUGAGAAGUCGAAGCGGUUUCGAGGCAAAGGAAGUGAAGCGGUUUUGGCUUCAGGAUUCGGGAGUAGGCCGUAGGAUCAUGUAGGUAGAACAUGUUGUGGAAACAUAUGUUGUUCUGUUGGUGGCUAUGACUCCGUGAUGUAUUCUGUUUCAUGAAUAAAUACUUGUAAAAUGGAA
Molecule: messenger RNA, 1033 nt
Organism: Penaeus indicus
Lineage: Eukaryota; Metazoa; Arthropoda; Malacostraca; Decapoda; Penaeidae
Product: type-2 ice-structuring protein-like
Exons: 6
Coding region: 113-748 (211 amino acids)
Source: RefSeq, a predicted model, not a curated record